Opisthorchis viverrini is the source of this 1439-nucleotide messenger RNA. RefSeq lists its product as hypothetical. The coding region runs from base 5 to 823 and encodes 272 amino acids. NCBI's taxonomy places the organism in Eukaryota, Metazoa, Platyhelminthes, Trematoda, Opisthorchiida, Opisthorchiidae. The record is from RefSeq and is a predicted model, not a curated record. The transcript has 4 exons.
UCGGAUGGUAGCAUUGCGUGACUUGGCUGGCUAUGCACGUGUUUUGGAGCAGAGAGCAACUCGUCCCAAUACUGCUCGGCGUCCAGAGAGGGAUGUAACUUUUUGUUCUUCUGGUGUAUCAGCUAUUCAGUUUGUACUCAACUCUAGCCAGGUGAUUUUUAUAAGGCGUCGUUUCCUUUAUCCUCUUUCGCUACCGAAAAAAGAAUCAUGGAUUGAAGUUACCCCCCAGAUUCUUGGCUAUCAGCCUUUCGGAAUAGCCACAGCUCCAACACAACAGCCAUCAGGCACGGACCUGGGUAGCUUCCACACAAAUGUGGAAGAGAUCCUUUUGACUCGUCUACUGAACGAAGCUCAGGAUAUUUCCGAUCUCGGAGUGGCUGCACCUCCAAGUCCUCCUCCUUCAAGAGAGUGUGUUACCCCUUCGGAACAUGAUGAUUUCGGACGUAGGUGGCCGUUGCCACCCGACGCUUUGCUGUACGCUGCAGCACUCAAGGCCUCCUCGCUAUCCAAUCCGGUAACUACAGGACCUGGGGAAUGGGCCAGUCGACCCGAAGUUGGAGGCUUUCUCUCCGUGGUGGAUCGUCCGGAUGUCGUCGCUAGUCCCUCUCUUUCCACGCGCUCCGAGAAUCCACCACAGUCAUCCCAUUGGUCUCUCCGCCAUUCAGCCUUGAUGAAAUCGCGUUUACUAGCUUGGCUUAUUGAUCAUGUACCAGACUUUCUCAGUCAUGCAGCAACAUUCCUUCUGGGUGCGGCCACGAUGCUUUUCUUGUUACGGAAACGAAUCGAAUGGCCCAAGGCUUUGGCUCAUCUCCCGCUCGACUGAACCAUCAUUACCAGCCAAUUGUGUGAUGCUUCUUCUGGUCUGACCCAGUCGUUCUGGACUUGACUCACUGCCCACUCCAGUUCGUGUUCCGUCCUCGUAUCAUACAUAUACUUUGUGCACCUUGCCUAUUUUGCCACCAAGGUUGCCAUCAUUUAUGUUACUGUCGCCUUCAGUCGAUUCCUGUUCGCUUCCCGCUGUUGCACGUCGCGCUGCAUGAUGAUUGCUUCCUCUUUCCCAACUACCACCAUUGCUACUUGGUCAAUAUACAACCACCUGUCCUCUGUUUCUGCAUCCCCUGCUCACUCUUCAACUUCAUUCUAACGGAUACGUCUAUCAUUUUUGUUUGUUUGUGUGUGUGUGUGCCUAAUAACCGCCUGGAUGCGGUCAUGGGCAGUCAAAUCAGGCGUUUUCCGACUUUCUCUGAUUUAGAUGACAUUUUCUGGCUUUCUUUCGCGUCAUUUACCAAACUAACUGUCGUCGUAUGUUGUUUUUCUCAUCGUGCCACAUUUUAUUCUUUUUUGUCCACGAUAAUGUGAUUGUUUUUUAAUCAUGUUUUCCCAGGCAUUCAGUACACUCCAGUCAUUUAUCAUACUGAGAGUUCUUUUGAAGCAAGCCG